Molecule: messenger RNA, 1422 nt
Organism: Brassica napus (rape)
Lineage: Eukaryota; Viridiplantae; Streptophyta; Magnoliopsida; Brassicales; Brassicaceae
Product: heavy metal-associated isoprenylated plant protein 45
Exons: 3
Coding region: 859-1335 (158 amino acids)
Molecular function (GO): metal ion binding
Source: RefSeq, a predicted model, not a curated record
UGGCUAUUCACACUUACAUUUCUAUAAACAUGCAUUAAUCAGCUAAUAUAUAACUGUAACUGUGUCUAUACAUCUACCAUUUAGUAGGCAGGAAUUUGACUUUUGAAGAUGAUUGCCACUGCGGUUCUGGUUGUCCCAACCAAAAAACAAAGUCGUUUUUAUGAAAUUCCUUUUUUUAUUACUCUACGAACAUAUUUUUAUGCAAAGAACGCUAAUAAAAUAUUGAUACAAGUCACGUGCUUCUGCAUCAUGUUAAGUUUUAAAUUACUAUCUUAAUUCUCUUUUAAUAUCAAUAAUUUUAAGUUUGAUGCAGAGAUUUACUUUAUAAGAGGCAACAAAUAUUAAACAUAAAACAGAUAUUUCUUCUAUAAUUUUUAAGCUUAUAUAAUUUUAAAGAUAAUUUAACUGUUAGAAUAUUCAUAAAUUUCUAAAACACAAAAAUAGUUGAGGAAACGUUUAUAAAACAUUAAAAAAAGUAUUAAUGCAUCUAACCACAUCCUAUGUUUUCUUAGCUGGAAAAUACCUAAAACUGGAAAUGAAAUGGUGAAACCUUACGCUGGCUAUAAGACAAUGAUUAAAAUGAAAUAAAAUAAUAAGAAGACAAAGAAAAACCCUGGCAACACCGAACACACAAGGUAAUGUUAGACUUAGGACAUAAGCUUUUUGCAUCUCACAAGACGCAAACGCGGUUACUUGGAAUCAUACACCAAGUGUUCCCAACACGCGCAGACAUUUCUCCCUAUAUAUAUCUAUAAACUCAUACGUUAUAUAUAUUAUACAACCAAGAGAUCUUACAGAAAGCAAAAAAAAAUUUAUCUUAACACAAAACGUACAAGGCUCCGAAAGAUACCUAAGAAAAUGCUUGAUUGGAUACAUGGAAACUCUCGGUUACCACUCGCUUUAUCUGUUGUGGAGCUUUUGGUAGAUAUGGAUUGCCAAGGAUGUGAAAAGAAAGUCCGAAGAGCUAUUUCCAAACUUGAUGGAGUGGAUACGGUGGAGAUAGACGUGGAUCAACAAAAAGUGACUGUCACAGGGUAUGUUGAUCGGGAAGAUGUUCUUAGCAUGGUGAAACGAACGGGACGAGCAGCAGAGUUCUGGCCAUUUCCUUACAAUGGAUAUUAUGGCGACUAUUAUACGUAUCCUUCUCAAUACUUGGAACAACCGAUUCAGAAGAUAAACCAUGCAGAGAAUACUAUUUCAUACAAUGGGAAAUAUGAUUCGUAUGACGAAUCUACUAUAACCGGUUAUAAUUAUCCUCGUCCAACACAAAAAGUUGAUGAAAAUGCUCUUCAUCUUUUUAGCGAUGAUAAUGUACAUGCUUGUGCUGUCAUGUGAAUUUUUGUAUUAUUUGUUUGUUUUUUCAGUUCAUUCAUUCAUUCAUUUUGUAAUCACAGAAAAUAAAUAUCGUAUUCUUUUUUGUCC